CGUGGAGAUCAUUCGCGACAUACAAUUCGAAGUUUCUCCAGUGCUUUCUCUAUUCUCCAUGGGUGCCGUACUGAAGAAAUCGACAAAAACAGCCCUCCUCCACUAGCCAUAUCAUAUGGAGACUCAAAUGCAUGAUGAAAGCAUGGACAAGCCAAAAGUUAGAAAGGCAGAAAAUUAUACGGUAGCGGAAGACCUCAUUUUAAUCGCGGCUUGGGAACAUACUAGUGAAGAUGUCGUGAUUGGAACUGAUCAAGCAAAAGAACAAUAUUGGACUCGAGUGUGGAGAGAGUAUCUUUCGAAUGCAAGUAGUUAUCCCUAUCGACCGGAGAAAUCAAUAAUCAAUCGAUUCAGCAUUAUCCGGACUAAAUGCUUAAAGUUUUCUGGAAUUGUUCAGAGCAUUGAGUAUGCGAAUCCGAGUGGAAUGACUGAGCAAGACAAGCUUAAUCAAGCCAUUAAAGCAUGGUCUACUGAGGAGAAGGAAAGAGGUGUCUUCAAGUUUUUACAUUGUUAUCAAGCGCUCAAGAAUUCUCCGAAGUGGAUUACAGAAGUGGUGCACCCUAGUUUGAGCCGAAGCACAGCUGCAUCAGAGUCCAUAAAUUUAGGAGACGAUGUGAGUGCCUCUGGUCAUGUAGAAUUAGAAAGACCAGUUGGUAGGAAGGCUGGAAAGGAGCGAAUGAAGAACAAAAAAAUAAAAGUGGAAGAUAGUGGAGAAUCUCAAACGAGCAUUAAUUUCGAAAAAUCACAAGAAUUGAUGCAAAAGUUUCAUGAGCAGAAGAUGGAUGUCAUCAUGCAGGAUAGUAAAAAAAUGGACGAGUAUCUACAAUUGAAGAGGGAAAAGCUUGAGCUUGAUCGGGAGCAUAAAGAGGAGAAGGUUAUGACUAUUGACAUGUCUAAUUUGAAUGAGAUGCAGCGAAAGUACAUUGAAAUGAAGCAAUGGAAGAUCUUCGAAAAAGCAUUUAACAAGUAGUACCCCUGAACCUGUUUUAAUUUAAGUUUGAACUUGUAUUAAAUUAAGUUUUAUUUGGACUUGUUUUAGAAGAUGUGUUUGUUUCA
Messenger RNA from Tripterygium wilfordii, 1053 nucleotides. RefSeq lists its product as uncharacterized. Lineage: Eukaryota; Viridiplantae; Streptophyta; Magnoliopsida; Celastrales; Celastraceae. Bases 116 to 967 code for a protein of 283 amino acids. The record is from RefSeq and is a predicted model, not a curated record. The transcript has 3 exons.